GACUUCGAGAGAUUCAUUAAAGUAUUUUGAUAUCACUCACUGUGAAAGUGAAGUAGUAGUAUUAGUAGAAAAACUGUCUGUUUUUAGUUAAUCAUCAGUUAGAUUUCAAGGCAAAAAAAUAAAAGAAAAUAAUUAGAAAUAAUGGAUUCUGGUUGUGGGUCCGGUGAUGAACAAGAUAUAUCUGAUCCUAACAAUCAAAGGAACAAGAAGAAAAGAUAUCAUCGUCAUUCUCCUCAUCAGAUUCAAGAACUUGAAUCUAUUUUCAAGGAAUGUCCUCAUCCAGAUGAGAAACAAAGGAUGCAAUUAAGUAGAGAUUUAGGUCUCGAACCUCGCCAGAUUAAAUUCUGGUUUCAGAACAGAAGGACCCAGAUGAAGGCACAACAUGAACGAGCAGAUAACAGUGCUCUUCGACAUGAAAAUGAUAAGAUCAGAUGUGAAAAUAUAGCAAUCAGAGAGGCACUGAAACGCGUUAUCUGCCCUUCUUGUGGAAGUCCUGAAGAUUCAUAUUUUGAUGAGCAGAAACUGAGAAUGGAGAAUGCACAUUUGAAAGAAGAGCUUGAUAGGGUUUCCAGCAUUUGUGCAAAGUACAUUGGAAGACCCAUUUCUCGGCUUCCUUCAAUUCAACCGAUAGCUUCAUCUUUGGAUCUUUCUGUUGGUAGUUAUGGUCAUGGAAUGAGUGGUGCUUCAACACUCGAUCUCGACCUUCUACCUGGAUGUUCUUCCUCUAUUGCUCCAUUACCUUUACAGGCAAUAGCCAUAACAGAUAUGGAGAAAUCAAUAAUGACUGAAAUUGCUAAUGCUGCCAUGGAUGAACUUAUUAGACUUUUACAAGCAGGUGAACCUUUAUGGAUUAAAUCACCAAUUGAUGGGAAGGAAAUGUUAAACGUUGAAGCCUAUGAGAAUUCAUUCCCAAGGGCCAACAAUGUAAAAAGUCCGGAUGCUUGUACCGAAGCUUCAAGAGAUUCGGGUGUUGUGAUAAUGAAUGGGUUACAGUUGGUUGACAUCUUUUUGGAUUCGAUCAAAUGGAUCGAAAUGUUUCCGACAAUUGUUGCAGAUGCUCGCACAAUCGAGAUACUCGCACCUGGAAUGCCUGGUAGCCGAAGCGGAUCAUUGCAACUGAUGUAUGAAAUAGUACAGGUUCUUUCACCUCUUGUUCCAAUUCGGGAGUUUUACUUUCUUCGCCAUUGUCAACAAAUCCAGCAAGGAUUGUGGGCUAUAGCAGAUGUAUCCUUUGAUGUAUCCCGAGAAAAUCAAUCUAAUUCUGCUUUUCUCACUAGAAAGCGUCCUUCAGGGUGUUUGAUUGAAGAGAUGUCCAACGGUUACUGCAAGGUUAUUUGGAUAGAGCACGUGGAAGUUGAAGAUAAGUCUCAAAGUCAUCGGCUUUACAGAGAUCUUAUAAACAGUGGUGCUGCGUUUGGAGCCGAACGUUGGCUUGCUGUUCUUCAGAGGAUUUGUGAGAGAUUUGCUAGUCUCUUGUUGUCUAAUCCAAGCCAGGAACUCGUUGGAGUUAUUCCUUCACUGGAUGGUAAAAGAAGCAUGAUGAAGCUUGCACAACGCAUGAUCAACAGUCUGUGUACAAGUAUAUGUGCGACAAACACUAAUCACCGGUGGACUAGUUUGACCGGAGAUAAUGAUACUGGAGUUAGAGUUUCAUUUCAUAAGGGCACAGAUCCAGGCCAACCUAAUGGUGUUAUUUGCAGUGCAACAACCUCUAUUUGGCUCCCUGUUUCUGCACAGAAUGUAUUCAAUUUCUUUAAAGACGAGAGGACUCGACCUCAGUGGGAUGUUCUGUCUGACGGUAAUCCAGUACAAGAAGUUGCUCAUAUUUCAAAUGGAGCACAUCCUGGUAAUUGCAUAUCGGUUCUUCGAUCUAUGAAUGCAAGUCAGAAUAACAUCUUAAUACUUCAAGAGAGUUGCACUGAUCCAUCUGGGUCGAUGGUAGUGUAUUCACCCGUGGAGUUACCAUCAGUGAAUAUAGCAAUGGGUGGCGAGGAUCCAUCGUUUGUUCCUCUUCUGCCCUCAGGGUUUAUUGUCUGCUCUGAUGGCCGAACUGAUCAAGGGGGUGCUUCGACAAGUUCAAACAUCCAAGGAUCAUCAGGAACUGGUUCAUUGGUAACAGUGGCGUUUCAAAUACUUGUGAGUAAUUUACCAACAGCGAAGCUCAAUUUUGAAUCCAUUGCAACUGUUAGUAACCUUAUCAGCACCACUGUUCAUCAGAUUAAAACUGCCUUGAACUGCUCAGGUUCUUGAUCUUGAGUUUAAACCUCUGCAGUCUCUCUCUCUCUCUCUCUCUCUCUCUCUUUCUCUCUCUCAUCAUUAAGACCUUUAUUACAAAGAUCAGAAGUAGUAAGAAGAAAAGCUUAUGAUGGUGGUGGUGGAAUGCAUUCAAUAUGGAGAUUGAUUUAAAUGUUAUUUGUUGGUUGGUCGGUUGGUUUGUUUGGAGAAUUGAUUGCCCAGUUCAUCAAAGAGCAACCGGAAGUAGUUAGUUAUCAUCGUAGCCUACUCCAUCACGGCGCAUCAGAGUUUUUCAGAACACUAUUAAUUCUAAUAUCCAGGGAUUUAUUUUACUAGAGCUAGCAGCAGCCAAGUUCUCGAAGAAGCGAAUGUCUAUAUAGUGGGAGUCAAGAGUCGAACCAUCAUCCUUAUUUAUGCUAUUUGGAAAAAUUUCUUUUCUCUCUAAAACCAAACGGUAGGGGUACUGGUUCGGGAUUUGACUUCCCUAGGAGGGAUAUUUUUAAUGUUAUUCUUCAGUUUUGUUAUUUGAGAUUAAACUUUUUUUAGUGAUGUAUACUCUGAGAAAUCUGAGACUAGAAAGUUGUUUUUAUUCAUUAUAUCAUUUAUUUCUGUGUUCC
This is a messenger RNA of Papaver somniferum (opium poppy), 2852 nucleotides long. RefSeq names its product homeobox-leucine zipper protein ROC8-like. NCBI's taxonomy places the organism in Eukaryota, Viridiplantae, Streptophyta, Magnoliopsida, Ranunculales, Papaveraceae. Gene Ontology annotation, biological process: regulation of DNA-templated transcription. The record is from RefSeq and is a predicted model, not a curated record. Gene Ontology annotation, molecular function: DNA binding; DNA-binding transcription factor activity, RNA polymerase II-specific; lipid binding. The coding region runs from base 142 to 2250 and encodes 702 amino acids. The transcript has 10 exons.